CGUUUAUGUAUAUAUACAUUGUACAGUUUAUGUAUGUAAUCUAUCGUUGAUGACAGUCGCUUGAUAUUUGGACUGCUCGGAGAACACACUAGUCAGAAAGUCCAGUACAGAAUUUGGUCGUGUACCCACUACAAAGAUUUAACAUUAGGGUUUUAGCUACCAUGGAUCGUCUGAGGCCCAGAGUCAAAAAGUCCCCCACUUUUACAACACCUGAGGUGGAGAAAAUGGAAAAAUCACUCAACGAAACAGGAGAUAAUUGUUUGAACGUUGAAUUUUUUAAGAAAUUUGCAAGAAGUUUCAACUCCGCACGUGGCCGUGCCGGGAAACCGAAAUUGAAGUGGAGUGAGGUGCAAAGUUGGUUCCAGAACAAGCAGUUGGAAUCUGCAUCCAAAGAUAGUUUACUUCCCCGCGUGAAGAAAUUGAAUCCAGAUACCUCCCCCUUAAAUGAACCAGAUAAAACUACUUUAACGUCUAAAGGAGGAGAAGAGGAGCAUGAUUAUUCGAACUUAAAGUUCGAAGCUAAGUCUUCAAAAGAUGGGGCAUGGUAUGAUGUGGAAAAGUUCGUCACUUACAGAAAUUCUAGGUCAAAACAAACUGAAGCCCGUGUGAGGUUUGCGGGGUACGGACCAGAGGAUGAUGAGUGGUUGAAUGUAAAAGAGUGUAUCCGUGAAUGCUCUCUUGGGAUAGACCACUCAGAAUGCCAGAUGUUGAAGCCUGGAAAUCUUGUUGUGUGCUUCCAGGAGAAGGAUGAGGAUGCUAAGUAUUAUGAUGCUCAUAUUGUUGAUGUCAAAAGAAAGAUGCAUGAUGCCAGGGGCUGCCGAUGUGAUUUUCGUAUUCGUUACAACCACGACAAUGUUGAGGAAACAGUUGAUUUGAACAGAUUGUAUUGCCGACCAAAAUCUGAAAGGCCACACCAAAGAGAUGCUUAACUGCUGCACAAAUCAAUCAUUUGCUUCCUGAUCGAUAUAUUUUGUCUUCAUUUUAUCAUCAUCCCUGAACUUGCCAAAGUCUCUGCUUACAAGUCAUAUUUUUUGUCUCCGGGAGAAGCAUAUAUUAACAAGUCAGUUGCCCUAUAGGUUAACUAAAUUAGUUAGAUUUACCCGGAAGUUUUAAUAGUCACGCAAUUGGAAAUAUGGGGCAGGUCUCUUUUGAAUUGCAAAAAUGGAGUAGCCAAAGUGUAUCUAUUUCAAUUCUAUUUGGUGGUUAAAACUAUGAGUUAUAUAUGGCA
Molecule: messenger RNA, 1228 nt
Organism: Daucus carota subsp. sativus
Lineage: Eukaryota; Viridiplantae; Streptophyta; Magnoliopsida; Apiales; Apiaceae
Product: protein SAWADEE HOMEODOMAIN HOMOLOG 1-like
Exons: 10
Coding region: 162-929 (255 amino acids)
Molecular function (GO): chromatin binding
Source: RefSeq, a predicted model, not a curated record